This is a messenger RNA of Pimephales promelas (fathead minnow), 1317 nucleotides long. The record is from RefSeq and is a predicted model, not a curated record. Lineage: Eukaryota; Metazoa; Chordata; Actinopteri; Cypriniformes; Leuciscidae.
AUUUUGCAGAGACAUUCAUUUCGACAAUGUCUACAUAACUACUUACUUCAGACAGAUUGAUGCUCGAAGAAAAAGAGCUGUAAGUUAUAAUCUUAAAAGUACACGUGACAUUCAUAUCCGUGUUUGCACUAAUCUGAGCUUCUGUUUCAGGGAAAGAGGCAUUUGCUACCACUGAAGAAAGCAGAGCAAGAGAGAUUGAUCAACCCAUGGAGCUUAUUUAUCCACUCCAGCGAGCUCAUGCCUGUGAUUGUGGGCUUCCUGCAAGUCGCAUCUCUGGCUCUGUUUGUGUGUGUUCUGCUGGCUGUGGAUGGAAUCCUGUACAACAUAUUUGACCUCAUCCGAAGACACACUUUCACCACUUACUCUGUUACUAGUGUUCAACAUGCAGACAUUGUAAUUGGUGGAGAUUCCAUGUUAGCCAGACUUCUGCGGAAAACCAUUGGGGCCUUCAACACCUCCUCCAAUCUUGAUGUGCAAUCAAGUAACUUGCAUUGUUUGCCCCAGCCACAUGCUCUGAGCCAGUCAAACUACUUGUGGAUCUUCCUCCCCCUUUUACUGAUGUGCCUCAUGUGCUGCCUGCAGGUAUACACCAAUCGCCUGCGCCGGGUCAUCAGCACCUUCUACUUCCCAAAGAGAGAAAAGAAACGGAUCCUCUUCCUCUACAACCUACAGAUCCAGAAACGGAUCUCCUUCAUCAACAGACAGCGUCAUCGGCUGAGAAAUCAAAAACAGACUUUUAUAACGGUGCUGUCGGUUCUGUUGGCUCUUCUGAGGCGUGUGGGCUGUAGGUUGCACUGGUGCUGGGUGUGUGAUAGGUUUGUGAAGCAGAAGGACGCUGUGCUGUGCAGUUCUGUAGGCUGCCCAGUGAUCUAUUGCCAGCAAUGCUGGACAGACCUGGGCAACAUCUGCUACGCCUGCUUCCCUCAUAACCGGUGUGGACCACAAGAUCACGGCUAUGAUUCUGAUGUGUACUACGGCUGCUGAUGAACAUCACUCCACCUUUAAAGUUCAGCUACAAGUCUCAAACUGCAUUAAUGGCUGAUAAAACUUUUUUGAUUUCAACACGUCUUCUAUGGACAAUUAAAGUGGGUCUGCUAAAGUGUAAACAAUUGGAAUUGGUUAAAUCAAGUUUUAUGUAAGCAAGUUUUUUUACCCCAAAAUGACUUUCAUGGUGUCCCCUGCCCUACUCUAUGUCUGAAACACUAUACUGGUCAUUUAUAUAGAUUAGUGGAAACCAUAAGAAAAGCAGCACACUUGACUAUAUACAAAAUAAAAAAACUAAUUCUACCUAGAAUUUUGAGUGCACGUCCAACAGAU